GACGCUAUUGAAAAAAUAGACAAAAGAAGGAAAAGGGUAAAGAGAGAUAAAUGUUUCGUUCUGUUUCAGUUCAGUUCGGUAAUGGCGGAGAUAUGCUUUUUCGGAGGUCUGGUCCAUUAUAAGGCUCCAUCUCCUUCGUCUCUUCAUUACCCUUCUCUCUUCCGCUGCAAACCCCAUCACUAUUCUCUCAUGUCCGCCUCCGUUUCAGCCGAAUGCCACUCCUCCACCGUGGACCCACCUUCUCUCCUCGUCUUCUCAGGCGGCACUGGAUUCAACGGUGUGGUGGAAGAGUUGAAGAAGAUAACAACCAGAGUCGCUCAUGUUCUUCCUGUCUCUGAUGAUGGAGGAAGUACUGCUGAGAUUGUUCGUGUUCUCGGCGGACCAGCGGUUGGUGACAUACGUUCAAGAUGUUUGAGGCUGUCUGAUGAAAGUACUUCAGAGGCACUUGCUGUUAGGAGGUUGCUCGGACAUCGUUUACCUAUUGAUGCACAUAAUGCCAAGAAAGAUUGGUAUGAUAUAGUGGAAGGUAACCAUUCUCUAUGGGAUGGUGUAUCAAGACCCUACAGAGAAACAAUCCGCGCUUUCUUAAUUUAUUUUCAGAAUGAGAUCCUUAGACGACCUAAUGAUUCAUUUUGCUUUGCCAACGGAAGCAUUGGGAACUUCUUCUUUGCAGGAGCAAGGAUCUUUUUCCAGUCUUUAGACGCUGCCAUCUUUCUGUUUUCACGCGUUUCAGAGAUUCCUUGCGACAGUUUAGUCCUCCCAGUGAUAUCAACCAACGAUAGGCUCACACUAGGAUGUGAAUUACAGGAUGGGACUAUAAUACGCGGACAGAACGAGAUCUCUCACCCAACCAAUGGAACUAUACAGACCGUUGACAAGAGACAUUCUUCGACUCUUCCAUCAAAGAUAAAGAGAGUGUUUUACAUGUCAAGCGAAGGCAAUAAUCUCCUUCAUGAGGUCUUCCCACCAGUUAACCCAACUGUCUUGGAGCAGCUAAAGAGCGUGGACUGUAUCGUUUACGCUAUGGGAUCUCUAUUCACUUCCGUUUGCCCAUCACUGGUUCUGCUUGGUGUUGGGGAGAUUAUCUCUUCAAGGUCGUGUCUUAAGGUGCUUCUUCUGAACGGGAGCCAAGACAGAGAGACAAGCGGCUUUACUGCUUCUUGCUUUGUGACUGCUAUUGCUGACGCUCUCAACAGAACUCAUGGUGAUCCUAACAUUAGGCUCAAGAAUCCAGUGAGUGGUUCUGCUACCAUAUCCACACUCUCUUGUUGUCUUUUUUGUCUGACUUAUGUGUGUGUGCAGCCUGGAUAUUACAUCAACACUCUCUUGGUACCAAAAGAUGGAGACAUAGCUGUAGAUCUCAAACAAUUGUCUGAACAAGGAAUCAGUGAUGUUAGAGUUGUGGAGAGUGUUCGUGACCCAAAGCACGGUGUCUUGUUCAAUCCGAGCUCACUGAUAAACACACUAGCCAGUUUGCUGGAGUAAAUAGUGAUUUCUUUAGGCCAGACCUGGUUUCUUUUUUUGCCUUCCGAGAUGAUUAUUCAUAAACGGAACACUGAUUUUUUUUUCUGUUUUCUUAUUUGAUUCUUUGUGGAUUGAUAUAAAAGUAAUGGAAAGUCUCUCUUUCUCUCUAAGUUGGAUCAUCUGUUGUUUGUUAUAACAACUAUGUAACGCAGAGUGAUUGUUCGACAAGGUGACCAUGGGACAUAUUGUAACAUCUCUGAGUUGUGAUAUAUAAAAAUGCUUAAGAUGA
Messenger RNA from Brassica napus (rape), 1753 nucleotides. RefSeq lists its product as uncharacterized. Gene Ontology annotation, molecular function: LPPG:FO 2-phospho-L-lactate transferase activity. Lineage: Eukaryota; Viridiplantae; Streptophyta; Magnoliopsida; Brassicales; Brassicaceae. The coding region runs from base 82 to 1485 and encodes 467 amino acids. The transcript is spliced from 10 exons. The record is from RefSeq and is a predicted model, not a curated record.